AUGGUCGGCGGUCCCAACGGUUACAUAUUCCAGGAUGGCUGGGACUUGGGCGAUGGUUCGGUUCUUCUGAUGGACAAGACUCAGCUGAACGCCAUCUUGAACUUCAUGUCUCAAUUCCACAGAUACAAAUCUGACGUCCGUAUCGCAAAGGACGCCAUCGUCGAGGACGGCGAUCUGCCCGGAGAAGCCAUUGUUGGUGGUGCCGCUAAGGCGAACUUGUUUCAUCUACUGGAACAUUUCCUGCGUGAACACUCGACAAAUUUCAAAGGCGAAGACCAGAAUCGUUGGAUCUUUGGGCGGAUCCUCUGGGGACACAGCGCGGAGAAAGACACAUGUGCGCAAUACGACACUUACUUGUCUUGGAAGAUCAAGUACAACACCGACGCCUUAUUUAGCGAGUACAAGAGCUUCCUUGAUGGAGGGCGCAAGCUCCGCGAGAUCGCAGAGAAGGACAAGGGCCCAGAGUGA
Messenger RNA from Diplodia corticola, 468 nucleotides. RefSeq lists its product as uncharacterized. Lineage: Eukaryota; Fungi; Ascomycota; Dothideomycetes; Botryosphaeriales; Botryosphaeriaceae. The transcript has a single exon. Bases 1 to 468 code for a protein of 155 amino acids. The record is from RefSeq and is a predicted model, not a curated record.